AUAUCACAUCUACAGCGUUGGGCUUUAACGCAUCAACCGUAAGCGUCUCUGCGCACCCGACCUUUCGUUCCUUGCCUUCUUUUCCAAUCGAUGCAUAUCCAUUGCAAUUAAAGCACCGAGCUGUACAACCAGAUAGAGUCGCUCUGGCUUAGAUCGCGGCCUUGCUGGGGGCUGCUGCGAUGCUCGCCAUGCAGCGCGAGCUCUCGCGGUGGCGCGCGCAGCCAUCUCAGCGGGCAUGGCAACUGCUAUGGCGCACUGCUAGCACCGCUAGCUGUCAGCAAGGGCCCGCGGCCGGCAUGCGCGCUGCAGCCCGCUCGAGCCGUGUGGCCCAGCAGGGUUGCUUGCUCCGCUGUCCCGGCGGCCCCGCAGCUCAGCCGCAAUGCAUGGCGCAUCGGACCUGUAGGCUCUAGGCCUGGUCGUGAAGUGGGCUUCGAUGUUGGCUUGCCUGCGGGGCCAGCAGCUGUAAGCAGUCAAAACGCUCCGCGGAUGCCAGGACGCCUGCAAGCUACGCUUACAGCAACACGCGGCUUCCUCGCGCAGCCCCAGGUGCAGCGGCGGUUUGUGCAGACGGCGGGAGGUAGGGGAAGCGGCGGCGGCGGCGGCGGCAGAACGGGAGGCGGCGGCGCCAGCGGCGGAGGCAGAGGCGGCGCUCGUGACCCCGCGGAUGACAUGGACGUGUGUCAGAACCUGGAGGACCUGCAAGCACUCAUCAGCCAGCGGCUAUCAGUGUGGGAGAGGAAAAAAGAUGUGGUCACCAUGUGUGCGGCGUUCAGCAAAUGUGGAAAUCUGGAGUCACGCUCUGCUGGAGCGGCGGCAACGGCUGCAGCACGCACUGGCAUCCUUGCCGUGCUUGCGCCGGCCUACCUGCCGCUCGUGCCGCGCAUCCGCAACGCAAUGAAAUGCAGCAUUCCGCUGUGGGCGCUGGGGAAAGCCGGGGUCAGCAGCAGCGGCGGCACGGAGGCUCAGCUCGUAGCAGCUCUGCUGGAGCGGCUGUUGGAUUCAGAGGUUCUUGGAACUGCAAGGCCUCAGGCGCUUUCAAAUGCGAUGUACGGAACAAGCAAGCUGCGGGAGGCAUUUGAGUACCAAUCAGCAGUUAAGGCGCUAUGCGGAGAAACGCUGCGGAGGCUCCGAAUACCGGAGCUCGCUGCAGCAUUCACGCCGCAGGAGCUGUCCAACAUCCUGCUGGCGCUGGAGGGGCUGCAGCUGGGCGGCAAGCAGGCAGAGCUGGUGGCGGCGGUGGCUGCGGAGGACGUGCGGCGGGGGUUUGAAGGGUACGUGCCACAAGACCUCAGCAACUCGGGCAGGGUUGCACUGUACUAGCCAUUUUCUUACAAUACGCGUAUUAAUACGCAGUACACAGCUUUCUAGUACAAUACACCAUAAUUCACUUAUAAUACGCCGGCGAGCAAGGGUUAGUACGUGCUAUAGUACGUCCCAUGCAGCCUUUGCCCGGUCCCAAUGCAAAUUUCGCUCUCCUUGUUCCUCCUUAGUAUCCUUCCCUGUAUCCUACUAUACAUGACCAUACUCGAGGCCGUUACAGCUCGCUAUGCUGUUGGAAACGCAUACUUUUAUUAAAUGUCGAGAAAUGGGCGGAGUGACAACUGCGCAGCCUGUUUUGCCUACUGUUUGGCCAUCAAGCUUAUCCAUCCAGAGCUCCAUUGCGCGUAUCCAAUAGGGCAGGCUCGGUUCGCGCAUCGCAUCGGCCAUCGUGUCACUGAUACCAGGCUUUUGGUUGUGAGCAACUACACACACAGAAUCAUAUUAUGCUUAAGACGUUGCCUAUGUUGCGUCUAUGUUGCCUCUCGCCACUGCACUGUGCCACCGACGCAUUGACACGGCACGACCACCGGCCACCGGCACCCGCCGGCGACCCCCACACCCCCGCCCCCCGCCCCCCUGGCGUAUUUUGCGCCGUACUGAGACCCAGGAGAGGCGUACUAGUACUCAGUACGUACUAGUACGUACUAACACGUACUGAGUACUGUGCAACCCUUACUCGGCGUGGGCCCUCGCCAAGAUGGGUUUUGGGGUGGGCCCGGAGGCGCCGGCAGAGCAGCGGCAGUGGGUUUCAGCAGCAAUCGCACACAUAUCAGCGGCGGCGGCUGCGGCAGGCAAGCACCUUGUGAUGCUUCAAUGGUUGGGGCGGUGUACUCAUCAUGUUGCGAUAGUAUCGUACCGUUGGUACCGUGAAGCCUGCGCACUGAGAACGACGUCUCAAGCACGGGCGGAUAAAAGUGUGGAGACAGGGAUGUCAGAGACAUGUCAGCAAAGGUGGCCAGGUGAAGCAGGCGGGGACCAAUGUGCGCUAUUGCACUGUUAUCCGAAUUCAACAGGCUGGCCGUCUGCCCCGCCGUUUCUGCCCCUCUCGCGUCGGGCGGCGUGAUGUUGGAUUUGUAAAAUGACAUGCAACGUUGCACCUCAGUCGCGGUCGACGGGUGUCAGAUGAAGUGGGCAAGAACAACAUACGCCGGAGCCAGUACGCAGUGAAGGGGAUACUAGUCCGGUGGGAAGACGGGACAUGGGAAGAGCAGCCGCGAGGGCUUUGGGGUGCUCGGAGGUCGCUCGGGGGCGGCGUGCCCCGGCCCCCGCAGGCCAUGCAGGUGUGCGUGUAUUUCACGGCCGGGUCGCCAUCGCCUCAAUCCUGAAGCUGCAUUUAUACUGAGCGAUAGUGUCUUUAUG
Messenger RNA from Chlamydomonas reinhardtii, 2679 nucleotides. RefSeq lists its product as uncharacterized. Gene Ontology annotation, biological process: regulation of mitochondrial mRNA stability; chloroplast rRNA processing; mitochondrial RNA processing. Gene Ontology annotation, molecular function: RNA binding. The record is from RefSeq and is a predicted model, not a curated record. Gene Ontology annotation, cellular component: mitochondrial matrix; ribonucleoprotein granule. The transcript is spliced from 2 exons. Bases 487 to 1320 code for a protein of 277 amino acids. NCBI's taxonomy places the organism in Eukaryota, Viridiplantae, Chlorophyta, Chlorophyceae, Chlamydomonadales, Chlamydomonadaceae.